Molecule: messenger RNA, 4380 nt
Organism: Pichia membranifaciens NRRL Y-2026
Lineage: Eukaryota; Fungi; Ascomycota; Pichiomycetes; Pichiales; Pichiaceae
Exons: 1
Coding region: 1-4380 (1459 amino acids)
Biological process (GO): transmembrane transport
Cellular component (GO): membrane
Molecular function (GO): ATP binding; ABC-type transporter activity; ATP hydrolysis activity
Source: RefSeq, a predicted model, not a curated record
AUGACUAGACUCUCUACCCUUUCCAAAACCUUGUCGACUAAAAAUGCCAAUGAAAUGGAACUUUUCCAAAUGGAUGCCGAUGACUUCGAUCUCGCCAAAAUAUUAAAAUACCUAGUGAAUUUCAACGAAAAUAAUGGUUAUGAAAACAAUGAAGUGGAUGUGGUGUUCAAGGAUUUGACGGUGAUUGGUAAAAACAAUGCCGCUUCAGUUCUAAGAGACGUUUCUGAUGUUUUUUUCAAGCCUUUUGUUCUUUUAUACAACAGAUUAAAGCGCAACAAAGAGCAGACUUUUGAUUUCAAGAGUUUACCUAAAACGAGAAAGAUAAUAAGAGGUGUUACCGGUUUUGCGUCUCCGGGUACUAUUACUCUAGUACUAGGGAGACCAGGUGCUGGUUGCUCAACGUUUCUCAAGGCUCUAACAGGCGAGGUUCAGACCUAUAAAGGUGUCGAGGGUACUCUUACAUUUAAUGGAAUUGACUGCCAGAAGAUUUUCGACAAUUUAUCGAAUACCUUGAUUUACAAUCCUGAGCUAGAUGUCCAUUUCCCCUUUUUGACAGUAGAGCAAACAAUCAGAUUCGCUGUUGCAUGUAAAACUCCCACCAUCAGAUUUGAUAACAAAACCAGAGAAGAGUAUAUUGAAAACAUGAAAGACUUAUACGAGAUUCUAUUUGGUCUUAAGUUUGUUGAGAAAACCCUUGUUGGUAGCGAUUUUAUUAGAGGUGUUUCUGGCGGUCAGAGAAAGAGAGUUUCGAUUGCGGAAGCCAUGGUUACAAAUGGUAAUGUUUACUGCUUCGACAAUGCAACAAGAGGAUUAGAUUCUUCAACUGCCUUGGAGUUUGUACAAGCUUUGAGGACUUCUACCAAUAUUUACAAGACUAGCUCGGUUGUUACUAUCUACCAAGCAUCUGAAAAUAUCUAUCAACUUUUUGACUUUGUCACUGUUCUCUACUUAGGAAGACAAAUUUAUUUUGGACCCAUACAUGAUGCUGUGAAUUAUUUCGAGAAUUUAGGUUUUGCUAAACAUCCUCGUGAAACAAGCUCGGAAUUCUUGACUUCAAUCACUGAUCCAUUAGCGAGGAAAAUUGACCCGUCUUUCAAAGAUAAGAGUUUGAUUCCCCAAACAGCCGACCAGUUUGAAGCUGUGUGGCGUAAUUCUGAAGAAUUUAAAAGCUUGCAGAAUCAAAUCGACGAGAGACUUUCAGAAAAAAACGAUGGUGAUACUGAAUUCCAUAAUUUGAAACAAAAUCACGAGCUAAUAAAACAAAAAUAUACUUCCAAAAAGUCACAAUACACUAUUAACUAUCUUUCCCAACUUAAAGAAUGUUGUAAUAGAAGAUUCCAUAUUGCGAUCAAUAACCGUGCAUAUCCUGUCACCCUAAUUUUUGCGGCAAUCAUGCAAUCUUUAGUGACUGGUUCGUUGAUGUACAAUAUAACCUCUGAGACUGUUGGCGCCUUUUCUAAAGGUGGUGUUCUUUUCUUUUCCUGCUUAUACUUUGCGCUUAUGACAUUGGCUGAAACUCCUGCGUUAUUCCUGGACAAACCAAUUUUGAAUAAGCAGUAUGGAUACAAAUUGUACCAUCCAUCUGCCGAGUUACUUGCAAAGCAUUUGGUGCAAUUCCCCGUCAGGCUCAUUGCUAUUACUUGUUUUGCUAUCAUUAUAUACUUCUUGACUCACCUGAAAACAGAGGCAGGUGCAUUCUUUCACUAUUAUUUGUUCAUCAAUUUAGUAGUUCAGGCCGUCAGUGGAUUAUUUGUGAUGUUAGCCUCUUUGAUGCCAAAUGCCUCUGCUGCUAUGGGCAUUUGUGGCAUUUCGAUGAUCUCAAUGGUUAUCUACUCGUCAUAUAUGAUUCAAAGGCCAUCAAUGUAUUGGUGGUUCAAAUGGUUUUCUUAUUGCAACCCGGUAUUGUAUGCUUUUGAGUCAAUGAUUUUAAUGCAAUUCCACAAUUUGAGAAUGGCAUGCUCACCGUUUGAAUUGAUUCCCUUUGGGCCAUCUUAUGCUAACAUCAAUUCCCGACUAAAUCAAGUUUGCGGUUUUGUUGGCGCUGCUAAAUCGAAACCUUUAUAUGAUGGAGCUAACGAUGUUAAAGGUGAUAUAUACUUGGAAUUAGCUUUCACUUAUACAUUCAAUCAUGUCUGGAGAAAUUUUGGUAUUAUGUUUGCUUUCAUUAUUGGUUAUAUCGCAAUAUCAUGUCUUAUUGUUGAAAAUUUCAAUCCGAUUGUGGCAUCCUCUGAUCAACUGUUAUUCAUUAAAAAUGCUAAAAUAUCCAAGAGAAUGUUUGAGCAUCUUAGACAACUUGCUGCUGAGGAUGAUAAUGAGGUGGAUUUAGAGAAGCAUGAAGAUGAAGAUUUUUUGGUGACCGUGGAUUCUCUUACAAACAGCUCGCACGAAGGAAAUUCCGUAAAUUCUCACAAGUUAGGAUCAAAUAACAUUUUUACGUGGAAAAAUAUUGACUAUGUUGUUCCAUAUGAAGGUGAAGAAAGAAAACUAUUAGAAGAUGUUCAAGGUUAUGUUCGUCCUGGAAGUUUGACUGCUUUGAUGGGUGAGUCUGGUGCUGGAAAAACUACUUUGUUGAAUGUUUUAUCCAGACGUACAGAUGUAGGUAUUGUUACCGGAGAUAUGCUAAUCAAUGGUAAGCCGAUGGGUCAAUCAUUUGAGAGGAGAACUGGUUAUGUUCAACAGCAGGAUUUGCAUAUAGCAGAACUAACUGUCAAAGAAUCGUUGUUGUUCAGUGCCAGGUUGAGAAGACCAAUGAGUGUUCCUGAUGAGGAAAAAAUUGACUAUGUCAACAUGGUCAUGAAGUUUCUACAUAUGGAAGAUUAUGCUGAUUCUAUUGCAGGUAUUUCUGGAUAUGGUUUAAAUGUUGAACAAAGAAAGAAGCUAUCUAUUGCUACUGAAUUAGUAGCCAAACCCUCUUUGUUGUUGUUUUUGGAUGAGCCAACUUCUGGUUUAGAUUCUCAGUCUUCAUGGGCGAUUGUUCAGGUAUUAAAGGAUUUAGCAAAAGCAGGUCAGGCUAUUUUGUGCACAAUUCAUCAACCAUCUGCCACUCUUUUUGAACAAUUUGAUAGGUUAUUGUUAUUGAAAAAAGGUGGACAAACAGUUUAUUUUGGAAAUAUUGGCCCAGAUUCUAGGACCGUCAUUGACUAUUUUGAGAAAAAUGGCGGUAGAGUUUGUUCAAAAGAAGAAAAUCCUGCCGAGUACAUCUUGGACGUGAUUGGUGCAGGUGCAACGGCAUCUACUACCAAUGAUUGGUUUGAUGUUUGGCAGAAUAGUCAGGAGUAUCAAAGUGUCUCAGCCGAAGUUGAUCACUUGGUUCAGCAAGGAUUAACUAUCCAGGAUGAGGAGUCUGAUAAUGCUGACCUAGACUCUACUUAUGCUACGAGUUAUCAGUAUCAAUUGUAUCAAGUCCUCAAUAGAACCUUCAUCCAACUUUAUAGGUCUUUGCCAUAUAUUAUGCCAAAGUUUAUGUUGACUUUACUUGGUGGCUUGAUAAUAGGAUUCUCAUUUUGGAAUGUCAAACACACUGUUAUUGGAAUGCAGAACGUCAUGUUUGCUAAUUUUUUGACCCUCAUCAUUAGUGCACCGAUAAUGAAUCAGAUGCAAACAAAAGCAAUAUCCUCAAGGGAACUUUAUGAAGUCCGGGAGAGUAAAUCAAAAACAUUUCACUGGUCUUGUCUUUUAAUAUCUCAAUAUGUCAACGAAAUUCCUUAUUGUAUCGUUUUCUCCACCAUCUUUUUUGUUUGUUGGUAUUUCCCGAUUCAACUUGAUAACGAGCCAUCAAGGGCUGGUUUCUGGUGGUUUACCUACUGCUUUUUCUAUCAACUAUACUUCCCAGCAUUUGCUUUGAUGAUAUUGUACGCUGCUCCGGAUUUGCCAAGUGCAAAUAUUCUAUUGGGUUUAUUUUUCAGUUUUACCAUAUCAUUCUGUGGUGUUGUUCAAAGACCCCAAUUGAUGCCAGGAUUUUGGAAAUUUAUGUGGAGGUUAUCACCGCUAACAUAUUUCAUUGGUAACCAGGUUGGAACUCUACUACAUGAUAGGCCUGUUCAUUGCAGUGAAGCCGAGUUCAAUUAUUUGGAUCCUCCAGAUGGAUUAACAUGUGGAAGCUAUUUGAACGAGUAUUUCAGCACAAAUGCUGGUUAUGUUGAAAACCCUAAUGACACUAGCAAUUGCGCUGUUUGUCAGUAUUCUGUUGGCGACGACUUUUUGCACAGUAUUGGGGUUAGUUACAACGAUAGAUGGAGAAAUAUCGGUCUAUUCUGUGCAUAUAUUUGCUUCAACCUUUUCUUGAUGAACUUCUUGUACUUUGUUUUCAGGGUGAAAAGGUUUUCUCCAUUCAAUCUUGUUAGAUUUGUAAAGAGCUUCAAAAACAAAUCAAAGAAGUAA